This is a messenger RNA of Striga hermonthica, 1035 nucleotides long. Lineage: Eukaryota; Viridiplantae; Streptophyta; Magnoliopsida; Lamiales; Orobanchaceae. The record is from the annotation of a GenBank genome assembly.
AUGAAUGACAUAAACAGCUCUUUCGGUAAAGGAAGCGUUACGAGACUCGGAAGUGCUGGUGGAGCUUUAGUUGAAACUUUUCCGAGUGGCUGCUUGACGUUGGACUUUGCUUUAGGUGGUGGCUUACCCAGAGGAAGAAUAGUAGAGAUAUAUGGACCAGAAAGUAGUGGGAAGACCACUUUAGCUCUUCACGCAAUUGCAGAAGUGCAGAGAUUGGGGGGUAAUGCGAUGCUUGUUGAUGCUGAACAUGCUUUUGAUCCGGCUUAUUCGAAAGCUCUGGGGGUUGAUGUUGAAAAUUUGAUCGUGUGCCAACCUGAUAACGGAGAGAUGGCUUUGGAGAUUGCUGAUCGAAUUUGUAGAUCUGGUGCUGUCGAUCUCAUCUGCAUCGAUUCUGUCUCAGCCCUUACUCCACGAGCGGAGAUUGAAGGAGAAAUUGGAAUGCAACAAAUGGGUCUGCAAGCACGCCUUAUGAGCCAAGCGUUGCGUAAGAUGUCAGGCAAUGCUUCUAAAGCUGGAUGCACUCUUAUAUUUUUGAAUCAAAUUAGAUACAAGAUAGGAGUAUAUUAUGGAAAUCCUGAAGUCACCAGUGGUGGAAUUGCGCUCAAGUUUUUCGCAUCUGUCCGGCUUGAGAUACGUCCUACUGGCAAGAUAAAAUCCGUUAAAGGAGACGAAGACGUUGGUCUUAAAGUUCGUGUAAGAGUUCAAAAGAGUAAGGUUUCAAGGCCGUAUAAGCAAGCCGAGUUUGAAAUUAUAUUUGGAGAGGGGGUCAGCAAACUGGGUUGUAUGCUGGAUUGCGCUGAAAUGACUGACGUUGUCUUAAAGAAGGGGUCGUGGUAUAGCUAUGGGGACUACAGACUGGGGCAAGGAAGAGAGAGAGCACUGCAACACCUAAGAGAAAAUCCCCAACUGUGUGAAGAAAUUGAGACGAAAGUUCGAGCUGUGGUGUCAGAUAACAUCGGGCAAGUAGGUUCGUCUGCAAAGUCGUCUUCCCUUUCGCAACCUGAUGAAGAAGAUCUGUACCAAGAGAUGCAAUGA